AAUUAUGAAUAGCAUAUAUACCUGUAAGUUGUCGAAUAGUUCUAGCCCGCCUCUUCAAAGCUGUUUGGGGAGUAGCAAUACUUACACGUAUGUCUAGCGAUAUGGGACUUAUUCAUGGAUUUUUCUUUCUUCCAACCCGACACCCGACACCGCUUUCUGCGUGACAUUCUGGGGUUCAAGCGGCGGUGGCUAUACUACGUUAUCAUGGUGAUUGAUCCAAUACUACGAUUUGGCUGGAUCUUCUAUGCCAUAUUCACGCACAAUAAGCAGCACAGUACUAUCGUCUCGUUUCUUGUUGCAUUGGCUGAAGUCACUCGUCGUGGCAUGUGGGCCUUAUUCCGUGUCGAGAAUGAGCACUGCGGCAACGUCGCCCAGUACAAGGCCAGCCGCGACGUACCUCUACCCUAUCCAUUGCCGCCUCACGAACCCCUCAUCGAGCGCCCUAGCAGCGAGGAAGAAGACCAAAACCGCAUUGCGAAAACGGCAACGCGUCUAGAACAGGGUCCUAUGCUAGUCACCGAUGAAGCUGCAGCUAGCGCAAUCGACCUAGGCACGAUAGGUGCUGCGGCAAUUGGCCGCGAGCAGACUAAAGCACAAGGGCAAAAGCCGGCGCAGGAGCAGACACAGGCGGAGGGGAGCGGGAUACGGUGGCGCAGACGCUCAGAGGUGCUGCGUGCCCGGUCGAUUCGUGGCAUCAUGGCCGACGCGCAUAGACAGGAUUUCGAGAAGCGACGGAGACCAUUGGAGACAGCAUCUUUGCACGAGAGCGGCGGGCUGGCGGAGGAAGAAGGGGGUAUGCAGAGCGAAGAAGAUGAUGACGACGAGGACGAUACGGGAAGUAUGCUUAAUGAACGUAUGGAGGCACGCCGUGCGGAGGGGCUGGUUAAGCCUGAGUCGAGUGAGGAGAGCGUAUAAAGUAAUUUUUAAUAUGAAGCCUGGAUUUUAUUAUUAUUUUUAUUAUUCAUUAUUUUUUUUUUUUCGGAGAAGACAAAAUAUAGCUUUCAUUGAGUUAGAAGGGAAGCGAAGUGCAGAUGGAAUAUUAUGAUGGCUUAGUGGGUUAGAGAAAAUAGAAGGUUUAUUUUUGACAAAAGAGGGCCUAUCCCUUAAACCAGGGGUACCUACCUAAGGUGGACUUCAAACCGUAGUCUUUUUACCUACUUCAUAUACUGCUACAACAAACCGAACCUUCACAUACGACCAUAGGAUCUGGAAAAUUCGGGGUCCCGUCUGCUCCCCCAGAGACA
This is a messenger RNA of Daldinia caldariorum, 1244 nucleotides long. Its product is annotated as EXS-domain-containing protein. Gene Ontology annotation, cellular component: plasma membrane; Golgi apparatus; cytoplasm. The coding region runs from base 115 to 915 and encodes 266 amino acids. Gene Ontology annotation, molecular function: inositol hexakisphosphate binding. Lineage: Eukaryota; Fungi; Ascomycota; Sordariomycetes; Xylariales; Hypoxylaceae. Gene Ontology annotation, biological process: phosphate ion transport; cellular response to phosphate starvation. The record is from RefSeq and is a predicted model, not a curated record. The transcript has a single exon.